ACUAAUGACGUGUCUCACAAACUCAUUUUUCAGUGGUUCAAUGAAGAGAGAAAAAGAAAGAAAUCUUGCUCCAUCUAAAGAAAAUGCCUUUAACAUUGAAGAAAAGGUUACCAGAGUAUGAAUUUUACAGAGAAUUUAAUAACACUACCAAAAAUUCUAAAACAUUGCUUUGUUUCAGUCUGAAUCGGGAAAACAAGACGCUUUGGGAUCUUUGGGGAUAUACGUACAAUGACCCAUGCCAAAGCCAUGCAGAAAGCAUCAUGUUGAAAGAAGUGGCACGUUUCUUUAAAGAAAACCAUCCAGACACAGUUCAAAAGUACAAACUGACAUUGUAUAUGUCAUUCAGCCCUUGUUAUAAGUGCUGUGAAAGCUUGGCUAACUUUCUGAAAUCAGACGAAAGAAUUGGUCUACAUGUAAGAGCCUCAAAACUAUAUUUCCCUGAGAACUCUAGCAAUCAAAAAGGUCUGCAGCAGCUCAAGCACCUAGGGGUGUCUAUAAAGUGCGAGACAAAUGCCAACCCGGGAAACGUCUCUGCAGACAUUGCUGCACUGGAGAGCAGUCCACUUCACACAGAUCCCAUAGAGGACAACCUAACCCCUGACAACAACAACAGAGACAGGCUACCUGAGAAUGAAACUCCACACAAACACAGCAUUAAAGAUGGAUUGGUUGGCAGUCAUAAAGGAGUUAAAAGGAAGCUUUCUUUUGAAGAUUAAAAAGACAAGACCCCAACAUAUACACACCGCUUGGAUGGUAAUUGUCAAGUUCAUGUAAUACACAGUGUUGCCUUUAGAUAUCAAUUGCACAAAUGAAAAAGAGACUGACUAGAUCAACAGAUAGCCCAGGAUAAACCACAGAUGGAAUUUGUAUAAUUUACAGUACUGGAGAAUCAUUCUGAAUUGCAUGAACCAUACCUACUGUAUCUCUGGUGAGGGUUACCCCUAAACAUAAGCCAGAUCCAUUGCCCAGUACUGCAAGUGCUCUAAGAAUCCUGUGGCUGUGGAUCAGUGUGGACACAUUCAGAUAAAACAGACCAUCAAUGAGAGAUCUGUGAUUGUUUUGCAAAUGUAACUUGCUUUAAUCUGGCUACUCCUUUUUGACAGGUGUAUAAUAUUAUAUAUGAUUCAUAUAUGAUUCUGUAGUACACUAUAAAUAGUAUUAUGACACUGAUGAAAACACUCGAUAUACAUGUAUUACACUGACCCCAUAUCACAACAAUACUUUGUGAAGAUGAUAUACCACAGUGGCAGAAAGCUAUUUCAGUCCUUUACUACAAACCAUUGCUCUUUAUUAUUAGGGAAAUCACUGGCAGUGUAAUUUAGGUUGGGAAAUAAUUAGUUUUUAACAAAUUUAAGAAUAAUGGCAGGGUUUUUGUUAACUGUUUUAUAUUGUUAUUGAUCUUUUUUUUAAUGGAAUUAAUUAUGAAUCAUCAUUUCUUUGGGCUCUAGAAAUGAAGAGGUGAUGCUUAUGACCGCCCUCUGAUAUCAAUGUAAAAUCAUAUCCUUACUAGUUUAUGAAUGGUGUAGAGGCAUGUUUUCAUACCUUGACGUGUCAAAUGAUUGAACAAAGGUAAAAUAAAAUACAAAAUCUCUGA
Molecule: messenger RNA, 1594 nt
Organism: Polyodon spathula (Mississippi paddlefish)
Lineage: Eukaryota; Metazoa; Chordata; Actinopteri; Acipenseriformes; Polyodontidae
Product: C->U-editing enzyme APOBEC-1-like
Exons: 3
Coding region: 84-716 (210 amino acids)
Biological process (GO): cytidine to uridine editing
Cellular component (GO): cytoplasm; nucleus
Molecular function (GO): zinc ion binding; RNA binding; cytidine deaminase activity
Source: RefSeq, a predicted model, not a curated record